Messenger RNA from Penaeus indicus, 1326 nucleotides. RefSeq lists its product as uncharacterized. The transcript is spliced from 2 exons. Lineage: Eukaryota; Metazoa; Arthropoda; Malacostraca; Decapoda; Penaeidae. The record is from RefSeq and is a predicted model, not a curated record. The coding region runs from base 87 to 881 and encodes 264 amino acids.
ACAGGAACGUUCCGAAGAGCGGCGGCAGCUUACACGAGCGAGGCGAUACGUUUGGGUUCUUGUUCUUAUACGUUUGUAGUGAUCAUAUGCAGUGUUGCGAUCGAUAUGGGCAAGAAGUCGUUGCUCAGCUCUUGAUGGAGACACAUCACCUCAAAGCUCUAUACAUAUCGCAGAGUGAGAUGACAUUACAACCCUGUGGAGCUAUGCAAGAUAAAACGAUUGCCUGUGCAAAGACAUAUUUCGUUCAACCAGUUCGUGAAAUGAAUUGCCUUCGAUUGAAGAAACCGGCCUGUCACUGCAGCCGUGAAAGGAAGAGAUUAUGUUUUGCGAUAGUGUAUGUGAUUGUCGGACUUCUUGCAGGCGUAGGAGUCGUUUUCUUAAGUCACUCUUUAGGCAGUUGCCUCGCAGGAGGAGCAGCGGGGACGACGGCAGGGGCAAACACAUCUAGCAGCCUACCAAAAACUAAUUCGUCGACCGCAGACAAAUUCGAUCCCCACGAUGCCAUCGCCAGCAGCCCAGCAGAAACGAAUUAUUCGGCAGCAGCGACAGACUUCUCCGAUCCCCACGAAGCCAUCGCGCGGGAAUGGCGGAACCUGCGACAUCUGGGCUGCCAGCCAACGGUGAUAAGUGUGGACGUGCUGGGCUUGCUUGGGCCGCGAGAUGACCUACAAGACAAAGACUUCAGUCCAAAGAAACUUACGGUCAGACGCUGCUUGCCGACACAGAGCUUCUGUGAGGCGAAAGGACAUGCUUGUGUUCCUAGCGAGGACGGCGUGAGGAAGAAGAAAUUUGCUUUGGAAUUCCGAGAAAAAGGCGAAACUCAGACUCGUUGGAGGGAAACUACGGAGGAAGUUGCGUGCGAGUGUCGUCCCGUCGGCUGAGCAACUCGGGUUCCUCGCUUCACUUACUUUGCCAAUGUGGGUGUUCAUUAGAGGAAUAUAAUUACUGUGUCUCAGGUACAGGAUUGGCUUCCUUUUUUAUGGGUAUACACGCACACACACGCACACACACGCGCGCGCACACGCACAUGCACACACGCACAUGCACACGCACAUGCACACACACACACAUGUAGUAGAUGUUAUUGCAUCUACUACUUGGACUGGUCUAUAUCUCUUAAUGAAGUGAUUGUUGUGGGUGAGUGCUCACAGGUGUGGCUGUGUGCUGAAGAUGAAGUGAAUAUCAACGGGGGAGCCGGUAGGAUCCCCAGUCGGCUAUAUUUAUUUAUGAUAAUAGUUUUUUUUUUAUGAAGAACUGUCUCAUAAGAAUCGAUUGUAGCAUACAGACAGAACAAAGAGAACGCGAAAUAAACAAAUGAUACAUAUA